This is a messenger RNA of Mycotypha africana, 231 nucleotides long. RefSeq lists its product as uncharacterized. Gene Ontology annotation, molecular function: DNA-binding transcription factor activity, RNA polymerase II-specific; RNA polymerase II cis-regulatory region sequence-specific DNA binding. The transcript has a single exon. NCBI's taxonomy places the organism in Eukaryota, Fungi, Mucoromycota, Mucoromycetes, Mucorales, Mycotyphaceae. The annotation marks the transcript as partial. Gene Ontology annotation, cellular component: nucleus. The record is from RefSeq and is a predicted model, not a curated record. Gene Ontology annotation, biological process: regulation of transcription by RNA polymerase II.
CCACCUUAUUCCUAUGCAACUCUUAUCAGAUAUGCUAUUGAGAACAGUCCGAAUCAAAAGCUGACAUUAAGCCAAAUCUACGACUGGGUCAUCGAGCAUUAUCCAUAUUAUGCUACUGCGGGCCCUGGUUGGAAGAACUCUAUUCGUCAUAACCUUUCUCUUAACAAAUGCUUUGUUCGUACACCCAGACCUGUGACUGAGCCUGGAAAGGGGUCUUAUUGGAAGGUCGAU